AUGCAUCUGGUGCCCAAAGAGCUCGACAAGCUCGUCAUCUCACAGGUGGGAUUCCUGGCGCAGAAGCGACUCGCCCGCGGCGUCAGGCUGAACCACAGCGAAGCAACGGCCCUCAUCGCAAACAACCUCCAGGAGCUCAUCCGCGAUGGCAACCACACCGUCGCAGACCUCAUGGACCUCGGCUCGACCAUGCUCGGCCGCCGCCACGUCCAGCCCUCGGUCUGCGCGACCCUGACCGAGAUCCAGGUCGAGGGCACCUUUCCCACCGGCACCUACCUCGUCACCGUCCACAACCCCAUCCGCACCGACGACGGCGACCUGGCCCGCGCCCUCUACGGCAGCUUCCUGCCCGUCCCGGACGCCGACCUGUUCCCCCUCGCGGCGCCCGAGGAGUACGAGGCUACGGCGCAGCCGGGCGUCGUGGUGGCCGCCAAGGGCAAGAUUGCGCUCAACCAGAGCCGCAAGAGAAUCCGGCUCAGGGUGACGAGCAAGGGGGACCGGCCCAUCCAGGUUGGCUCCCAUUACCACUUCAUUGAGACCAAUCCGCAGCUGGACUUUGAUCGCGAGCGGGCGUACGGCUUCAGGCUGGACAUCCCCGCCGGCACCUCGGUUCGCUUCGAGCCCGGCGACACCAAGACGGUGACGCUCGUCGAGAUUGGGGGCAACAGGGUCAUCCGCGGAGGCAACCACAUGGCGACCGGUGGCCUGGAACUGUGGCGAGUCAAGGACAUUGUUGAGAAGCUGCAGCAGGCUGGCUUUUCGCACACGCCCGAGCCCCAGGCCGACGCCGCUCUCAUCGACGCCUUCCAGAUUGACCGCGCCGCCUAUGCCACAAUGUUUGGCCCCACGACGGGCGACCUGGUCCGGCUGGGAAACACCAGCCUCUGGGUCAAGGUCGAGAAGGACUACACCGUCUACGGAGACGAGUGCAAGUUUGGCGGCGGCAAGACGCUGCGCGAGGGCAUGGGACAAGCGACCGGACGCCUGGACGCGGAUUCCCUGGACAUGGUGGUGACCAAUGCCCUCGUCAUUGACUGGACGGGCAUCUACAAGGCCGACAUUGGCGUCAAGGACGGCCACAUUGUGGGAAUCGGCAAGGCGGGCAACCCCGAUGUCAUGGACGGCGUGUCCCCGGGAAUGGUCGUCGGCAGCUGCACCGAUGUCAUUGCGGGCGAGGGCAAGAUUGUCACGGCCGGCGGCAUCGACACGCACAUUCACUUUAUAUGCCCGCAGCAGGCGAAUGAGUCUCUUGCGUCGGGAAUCACCACGCUGCUCGGAGGCGGCGUGGGACCCAGUGCUGGCACCAACGCAACAACGUGCACCCCCGGUAAGAAUUACAUGCGCCAGAUGCUCCAAGCCUGUGACGAGCUACCUGUCAAUGUUGGCAUCACCGGCAAGGGCAACGACAGCUCUCCCGUCGCCCUUCGCGAACAAGUUGCCGCGGGAGCUUGUGGUCUCAAGCUGCACGAGGACUGGGGCAGCACUCCCGCAGCCAUCGAUUCAUGUCUGCAGGUCUGCGAUGAGCUAGACGUCCAAUGCCUGAUCCAUACCGAUACGCUGAACGAGUCUGGCUUUGUCGAGUCCACCAUUGAAUCCUUCAAGGGCCGGACAAUCCACACAUACCACACCGAAGGCGCGGGCGGUGGCCACGCCCCGGACAUCAUCUCUGUCGUCGAGCACCCGUACGUGCUCCCGUCGUCGACCAACCCCACCCGGCCCUUCACCAACAACACGCUCGACGAGCACCUGGACAUGCUCAUGGUGUGCCACCACCUGUCCCGGGACAUCCCCGAGGACGUGGCCUUUGCCGAGAGCCGCAUCCGCGACAAGACCAUCGCGGCCGAGGACGUACUGCACGACCUGGGCGCCAUCAGCAUGAUGAGCUCCGACUCGCAGGCCAUGGGCCGCUGCGGCGAGGUCAUCCUGCGGACCUGGAACACGGCCGACAAGAACAAGGCGCAGAGGGGCACCCUGGACGAGGACGCCGGCACGGGCGCCGACAACUUCAGGGUCAAGCGCUACAUCAGCAAGUACACCAUCAACCCGGCGCUGGCGCAGGGCUUCGCGCACCUCGUCGGCAGCGUCGAGGUCGGCAAGCUGGCGGACCUGGUGGUGUGGGAUCCGGCGUGGUUCGGCACCAAGCCUUCGCUCGUCAUCAAGAGCGGCCUCAUUGCCCUGGCUCAGAUGGGCGAUCCCAACGCCUCCAUCCCCACCGUCCAGCCCAUCAUCGCCCGCCCCAUGUUCGCCCCCCUCGUCCCGCAGACCAGCGUCCUCUUCGUCUCGGGCGCGUCCGUCGCCUCGGGCGCCGUCCAGUCCUACGGCCUGCGCAAGCGCGUCGAGGCCGUCAAGGGCUGCCGCUCCGUCAGCAAGCGCGACAUGCGCUUCAACGACGCCAUGCCCAGGAUGAAGGUCGACCCGGAGAGCUACGUCGUCGAGGCGGACGGGAAGGUGUGCGCUGCCGAGCCGGCGACGAGGUUGCCGCUUACGCAGGCUUGGUAUAUGUAUUGA
Messenger RNA from Trichoderma reesei QM6a, 2508 nucleotides. RefSeq names its product urease. Gene Ontology annotation, cellular component: urease complex. Gene Ontology annotation, molecular function: nickel cation binding; urease activity. The record is from RefSeq and is a predicted model, not a curated record. The coding region runs from base 1 to 2508 and encodes 835 amino acids. NCBI's taxonomy places the organism in Eukaryota, Fungi, Ascomycota, Sordariomycetes, Hypocreales, Hypocreaceae. Gene Ontology annotation, biological process: urea catabolic process. The transcript has 5 exons.